This is a messenger RNA of Syzygium oleosum, 1039 nucleotides long. RefSeq names its product glutathione S-transferase zeta class-like. Gene Ontology annotation, cellular component: cytoplasm. Bases 83 to 805 code for a protein of 240 amino acids. Gene Ontology annotation, biological process: L-phenylalanine catabolic process; glutathione metabolic process. Lineage: Eukaryota; Viridiplantae; Streptophyta; Magnoliopsida; Myrtales; Myrtaceae. The transcript is spliced from 10 exons. The record is from RefSeq and is a predicted model, not a curated record. Gene Ontology annotation, molecular function: maleylacetoacetate isomerase activity; glutathione transferase activity.
GCGAAGCUUUCCUUGCUCGCUUCCUUCCUUCCUUCCUUCCUUCCUUCCUUCCUUCUUUGAUCGCCGGUGCAAGCGUUCGAUCAUGGCGGCGGCGGUCGGUGGCGGCGGCGGUGGUGCUGCUGGUGCUGGUGCUGGUAGCGGGGCGGGUGCGGCGUCGAAGCUGAAGCUGUACAGCUACUGGAGGAGCUCCUGCUCCUUCCGCGUCCGCAUCGCCCUCAACUUGAAAGGGCUUGAGUACGAGUACGUACCUGUAAAUUUGGUGAAGGGGGAGCAAUUGAGUGCAGAGUUCUCAAAGCUUAAUCCAAUUAGUUAUGUGCCCGUGUUGGCUGAUGGGGACUUUGUGCUGGCAGACUCAUUUGCUAUCCUAAUGUAUCUAGAAGAGAGAUAUCCUCAGCACCACCCACUGUUGCCCGGUGAUUUGAAGAAAAGGGCAAUCAACUAUCAGGCUGCAAAUAUUGUUUCUUCAAGCAUACAACCUCUUCAGAAUCUCUAUGUUCUGAAAUUUCUUGAGGAAAAAGUUGGUCCCAGUGAGCCGCUUGCUUGGGUUCAAUUUCACAUUGGAAGAGGCUUUUCGGCACUUGAGAAGAUAUUAGCAGACCAUGCUGGAAAAUAUGCCACGGGAGACGAAGUUUGUCUGGCCGAUGUUUUCCUGGCACCCCAGAUUUAUGCGGCUGUCAAGAGGUUCAAUGUUGACAUGAGUCAAUAUCCUAUCUUGUCAAAGCUGCACGAGACAUACUGUGAGAUACCUGCUUUUCGAGAUGCCGUGCCAGAAAAUCAGCCAGAUGCUCCUCAACCGCAAGCUUAGCUGGACCAGUUGGUGGGACUGCAAAAUACUAGCUCGGCAGCUGCUUUAAGAAUGUGGUGAUUCCGAAGAAUAAUAUUGCCUGAGUUCACGGGGUAUAAUGUUUUUUUUUUUUUUUGAGUCAAGAUGCGGGGAAUUAUGUUGGAUGCCUAUAUUCAACCGCAAGAACAUUUCUUUGGCUGCUCUCAACUUUUCAUAUAUGCAACACCUGGCAUACUAAGAGAGUUUACUUUGGUC